UUCACGUUGCUGAAGAAUUUUCGGCUCCUAUUGUGUGUCUGCUUAGCUGUCCAGACAGAGCAGCUAUAUUCUGCCUCAGUCCUUGUCCAGAUUCUGCAAACAGAUUGAGAAGUAUGGCGGUGACAACUCAGUUGACAUGGAUGCAAGAAAAGAAUCUGCAAAAUUAUUUUGGAGGAAAACAGUUUACCCUUCUCUAUAAAGCUAGUGUUCAUGAAUUCUCUGCCUAUGCUUUGUUUCAGAGAUGCUGUGGUCAAGGGCCGAUUAUGGUGGUGAUUUAUAAGGGGCACUGUAUUGUUGGGGUGUAUAUGAAAGGGGGUUGCAAGAAAGAGGAGAAAGUUUCCGCUGUCCUUUUUGCCCUUCAAGAGAAUAAAAGUUCAGAAUGCAAAAUAAGAUCACAGUUACCAACUGUAUGGUUUGAUGAUGGUAUUGGAGUAUGGGGUGACUUAGAAUUCCAUGUAAAUAUGAGGAAACAAGUGAUGACUAUGAACUCAGCUACAAUUGGAGAACUUGGAUUACCGCAGAUGAAAACUACUACUCCCUUUGAGGAAUGUGAAGCUUUUCGAUGUGAAGAUUUAUUGGGCAUAAGGACUCUGGAAGGAAUUACUGACCUCCGCCAGAGCUUAUUGUCAGACAUGAAAAUGUACAAACCAUAUAGAAACCUCGUUCCCCAAGUACGAAUUCUGCUGCUGGGCCCAACUGGAGCUGGGAAGUCUAGCUUUUUCAACUCAGUAAAGUCUGUUUUCCGAGGCCAUGUCACACACCAGGCUCUGGUGGGCUCUGAUACAACCGGGGUAUCUGACAAGUACAGGACAUAUUCCAUUAAGGAUAUGUUGGAUGGCAACUUGCUGCCAUUUAUUCUGUGUGACUCAAUGGGGCUACAUGUGAAAGAUAAAGGACUGUGUGUGGAUGACAUAGCCUACAUCUUGAAAGGCCACAUUUCUGACAGAUACCAGUUUAAUUCCAUGAAACCGAUCACACCAGGUCAUAGUAACUAUGUUGACUGCCCACUGCUGAAGGACAGAAUCCAUUGUGUGGCACUUGUGCUUGAUAUCAACUCUCUUGAAUACCUCUCUCAUGAGAUGAUAGCAAAGAUAAAAAAAACUCGAAGGCAGUUGAUAAAGUGUGGUAUGCUACACGUAGUUUUGCUCACUCAUGUGGAUAGCAUGGACCUGAUUACAAAAGGUGACCUAACAGACAUAUACAGAUGUAUUCCUGUAAAGCAGAAGUUACAGGUAGUCCACAAAGAACUUGGAUUUGCUCUUUCUGACAUCUUGGUGGUUAGUAAUUAUACCUCAGAGUGGGAGUUGGACCCGGUAAAAGAUGUUUUGAUCCUCUCUGCGCUGAGACAUAUGCUGUGGGCUUCAGAUGACUUCUUAGAAAGUGUGACCUUUUGAGGAAACAGAGAUUGGAGAAAAGGCACUAUCAAGUGUGUAAAAGGAGGAAACAAAUAUAUGAACCCUUCACAUACUAAUAAUUUUUAUCUCAUCAUAGAAGACAAAAAUUGAGAAAUAAGAAAAUACAGAAAAAAGAGAAGUAGUUGAAACAGAAGGGGCAUGUUUUAUUAUGUCUUGGAUGAAGAUGCACUUCAAACUCGUAAUAUCUGCCCAUAACUAAGAGCAGCAAGAUUUAAAGCCAUUGUAAAAAAAAAAAAGAUCAUAAAUUUUUUUGGAUUUAUUUUCUGUAUCUGUGAAAAAUGAAAAUUUCUUCUUGUAAACCCUGAGCUUAACUUCAAUGUGUAUGUGUGAUUUCGGAAAAGUUUACUUUAAUAUAACUUGUCAGCAACUUCUGAUCCUCACCCACGUUAUCUUAAUUUUGCCUUCUUAUUUUAUUUCUAAAGUAUUUGAGUGCUCACUCUGGCAGCACAUAUACUAACAUAUUUGAGUUUCUUUUUGGGUCUCCAAUUAAUGUUGUAUUCUUUCACGCACAGCUACUUUUUUUUGUUUGUUUAUUUAAUGUCUAAAACCCCCUUACAGGAUGUGGCAAUUAAUAUUAGUAAGAGUUCUAGAGGAUUAAGACUAGCAAGGACUAUAUUUGAUUUCUCUGUCAAUUCCAGCUAUUUUAGUUACAAGUGACAAAACUCAACCUGAAUGAUAUGAAUAAAAAGAUAAUCAAAUCAUAA
Molecule: messenger RNA, 2119 nt
Organism: Hyaena hyaena (striped hyena)
Lineage: Eukaryota; Metazoa; Chordata; Mammalia; Carnivora; Hyaenidae
Gene: IFI44
Product: interferon induced protein 44
Exons: 9
Coding region: 114-1394 (426 amino acids)
Source: RefSeq, a predicted model, not a curated record